This is a messenger RNA of Oncorhynchus keta (chum salmon), 2399 nucleotides long. RefSeq names its product syntaxin-3-like. The coding region runs from base 317 to 1189 and encodes 290 amino acids. The transcript is spliced from 11 exons. Lineage: Eukaryota; Metazoa; Chordata; Actinopteri; Salmoniformes; Salmonidae. Gene Ontology annotation, cellular component: postsynapse; endomembrane system; synaptic vesicle. The record is from RefSeq and is a predicted model, not a curated record. Gene Ontology annotation, biological process: exocytic insertion of neurotransmitter receptor to postsynaptic membrane; synaptic vesicle fusion to presynaptic active zone membrane; intracellular protein transport. Gene Ontology annotation, molecular function: SNARE binding; SNAP receptor activity.
UGUGCGUUGUAUAACAAUUACUUGUGGCGUGCGAGAAAUUAUGCAGGGUGUACACAAUUUGUUUUAAUCCCCAGACGGAAGAGGAAGAGAUUUAGUUUCUCCCCUAGCGGCCAUAUUGUAUGGACUAUUGGUGGAAAAAGCAGUAUUUCAGCAGCAAAAGUCAUUUUAAGAAGAACCUUGCCAAGACUUUGGUUGGCGGUGGGAUUCAGUUCAACAGCUAGCUGUCCAGCUGGUUGAGGGAUUUCACAGAUCGGGGAUUGUGUUAAGAUAUAGAUUACUAUAUUUAUUUUUAGCUUGUUUAUUAACAGUCGUCAAGAUGAAGGACCGAUUGGAACAACUUAAAGCAACAUGUGACAAUGACGAUGAGGAAGUGGAAAUUGCUAUUGACAAUGCAGCUUUUAUGGAUGACUUUUUCUCUCAGAUUGACGACAUCAGGAUCAGCAUUGAUAAGAUUGAUGAGAAUGUGUCUGAAAUCAAGAAGCUCUACUCGGUCAUCCUGUCUGCCCCCACAUCAGACCAGAAAACACAGGAUGACUUGGAGGCUGUCACCAACAACAUCAAGAAGAUGGCUAACAACGCCCGGAACAAACUCAAAACCAUCGAGAGGGAUCUGGCGUCUGAGGAAGAGGAGAGGAUUUCAGCCGACAUGCGGAUACGCAAAUCACAGCAUGCAGUGCUGUCCAGGAAGUUUGUGGAAGUUAUGACCAAGUACAAUGAGGCCCAGGUGGACUUCAGAGAGAGGAGUAAAGGACGCAUCCGGAGACAGCUAGAGAUCACUGGAAAAGCCACGACAGAUGAGGAGCUGGAAGAGAUGUUAGAGGGGGGAAACGCUGCGGUCUUCACUUCAGGGAUCAUGGACUCUGGGAUCUCGAAGCAGGCUCUCAGUGAGAUCGAGGCGCGACACAAAGACAUUGUGCGUCUGGAAAGCAGCAUCAAAGAGCUGCAUGACAUGUUCGUAGACAUCGCCAUGCUGGUGGAGAGCCAGGGUGACAUAGUGAACAAUAUAGAGGUGCAAGUGUCUAAAGCUGUGGACCACAUAGUAGUGGCUAAGACUGAGACCAAGAAAGCCAUCCAGUACCAGAGCAAAGCACGCAAGAAAAGGGUGAUCAUAUUGGUGAUUCUGAUUAUCGUGCUCGCCAUAGUGGCUCUGAUUAUUGGGUUGUCGGUGGGAUUGAGUAAGAAGAAUUGAUGGAAGGUGUCUGAAUAAGAGUUGUGUAAAGGAAGACAAUCAUUAUAGCAGUGGUCUGUACUGUGCUUGCUGUCCUCAUCCUCGCCAUCAUCCUAUCACAGACAGUAGGGUAAUAGAGGGACCACAGCCCCCCCACCCAACCAUCUUCAUAAUCACUCCAUUUUGCCCACCUCCAGCUGUAACAGCAAAGAGGGGGAUGUAGACUCAACCGAUCACUUCCAUUGCCCUGGGAUCCUCCCUCUCUCUUACUGUAUGUCUGACCAAUAGAAAAAGGCCCAGCUGAUGGGACUGGCUGGUGUCUUCCCUGAGGUGGCUGAGAGGAUGAGCAUCAGCUGGGAGAGAAACAAAAGGACCAAAACUGAGACUGUUUAUGAACCUCUGAUAAUGCCAAUAAAAAGGGAAUCUUAAGUAAUGUAUAUCCUUACCCUCACACAACUAAAUGGACACCAUGCAACACUUCAAUGACAUUCUCUGAACUGCUUUCUAUGUAUCCAGUAAUGUGAUUGAUCUUGAUCCACACUGAAGGGAAUCCAUGACACGUCUCUCUCAUUACAAAAAAAAACAUUGACUUAAUGUAUCCCUGCCACCACCCGUGCCUUAUUGUCUUGCCAUGAUGACCCUCCAAGCUGAAAGGUAGCCAGCCAGCCACAGCCUCCUCCAGCCCACAGAGGAACGUUGACCUCACCAUAUCACAUGAUCUGUACUGAGGAUGGAAACCAGUGAAUUUCACUUCAAUCUAUGUUGAGCAAUGUGCAUGUUUGAUGCCGCUUGAAUAGUGUUUUUAAAACUCCUAAAGCACACCUAACCUCUAAGCAUUUGGGUGAGAUAUGAGUCUAACAUCUGAUUUGCGCCUAAGCCUCUUUUUUUUUUUUUUUUUUUUUUUUUUGCUGUCUGUCCAAUUUUAAAUUAAUUUCCAUACCUCAGACACGGUGGCCAAUGGCAAGGCUUUAAUUGAGACAAGAUCUCAGUUACGUACUCGUGUCCCCUCUCCUUCUCAAAACCAAUUGGAGGAGAAGGUCCGUGGGAAGGGACUUCUGGCUUUCUCAUCCAAUGGGUUUUGAGGAGGGAGGGAGGACACGUGGAGUAUGUAAUUGAGGUCAUCCCUGAGGGUCUGGAUAUUUCAAGACCGUUUUAAAUGUAAUAUAACUUCACUGUAGUAUUAUGGUGGAUGCCAGAGAUUUUAAUGAUGGAAUAAAAUGUUUUAAAAAUA